UUCGCCAUGAUUCUUUUCCUUAUUCCCGCUGUACCGCGGCUACCUACCGCCUCUGAUCUCUGAACCUUCUUUAUCCCACAGACUUUUCGUGUUGCGCACUGAUUCCAGGAUCUUCUCCACAACUAAGCCAUUUAAUCUUCCCGAUGUCCUUUUGACCUCUAACUCAAAGGUCAGCUGGAAGGUUCCGAACUCGGGCCUGGGAUGUGAGGAGGGACAGAGCCUAAAAUUCUACGUAGUCUUUAGCCCUGGGCCUCUAAAACCCACCCUGUAGGCGCCUCACCCCAGGUCUGGGCCUUCAUUUUCCAAAAUUGGCCCCCAAGUUGCCAAGUCUAGCCCUGGGUAAUAAAUGAAUUCCUACUAAAUCUCCCUCCUUCAGCCUUGCAACCCAACUGCAUACCACAAAUCUGGUUCCUGUUUAAAGAGCCUCGCCCUGUUAAUCUUCAGAUCCCUCAUGAUUUGAGUCAGCUCCAAUCCCUGCUCCCAUGGUGCCAAAUUUUAGCCCUAGUUCUUUCAAUCCCACUGCUCAGCCCCCCAGUUCCAGAACCCCACUCUAAAACCUUCAGAAUCUCUAUCCCUGAGACCAGCCAAUUUUGGAGGAUCCUUUUCUCUCCCAUUCUUCCAGCCCAUACCUUAGACCCAAAAAUGAUUUCUCCAUACUUCCCUUCAGAAGAGACCCCAAGCCCUCCAAGGACCCUUGCAUCCCAGGUCCCUGGCAUUCCAUCUCCUCCCCUACCUCCACAUUCACCCAAUUUAGCCUUUCCACCCUCUCCCUCAAGUCUCCAGGCCCCUAUUCCCCCACCACCCCCACUGCCACUUCCAGCCCCUGCCACGGGGACUGCUCCCCCUCAUGUCUUCGGCCUGGAGAAGAGCCACCUUCUGAAAGAGGCCUUGGAGAAGGCCGGCCCAGCCCCCAGGAGCAGAGAGGACGUGAAGAGGCUCCUGAAGCUGCACAAGGACCGAUUCAGAAGUGACUUGCAGUGGAUCCUCUUCUGUGCCGACCUGCCCUCUCUCAUCCAAGAAGGCCCUCAGUGUGGACUGGUGGCCCUGUGGAUGGCAGGCACGCUCCUGGUGCCCCCCAGCGGCAUCCCCCUGGAGAGACUCAUGCAGAUGGCCGUGGAGAGAGGCUACUCCGCCCAGGGAGAGAUGUUCUCUGUGGUCGACAUGGGCAGGCUGGCUCAGGAGGCACUGGGAUGCCAGGCAGAGCUGCUGUGUGGCGGCCUGGGUGGUCCCAACAGAGACCGUGUGCUGCAGCACCUUGUCGCUGGACACCCCUUGCUCAUCCCCUAUGAUGAGGACUUCAACCACGAGCCAUGUCAGAAGAAGGGCCACAAGGCCCACUGGGCAGUGAGCACAGGAGUCCUGCUGGGUGUGCAGGGUGUGCCAAGCCCUGGCUAUGCAGAGGACCCUGAGCUUCCAGGCCUGUUCCACCCCAUGCCCGGCACGCCCUGCCAGCCACCAUCCCUGCCUGAUGAAGGCUCACCAGAAGCCGUCUACCUUCUCUCCAAGCAGGGCAAGAGUUGGCACUACCAACUGUGGGACUAUAACCAAAUUCGGGAUAGCAACCUGCAGCUGACGGACUUCUCACCUUCACGGGCUGCCGAUGGCCGGGAGUAUGUGGUGCCUGCUGGCGGGGUGCGGGCUGGCCUCUGUGGCCAGGCCCUGCUCCUCAGACCACAGGAUUCCAGCCACUAGUCUGCUGCAGCCCUGAGCCAGGGUGUCAGGGCCCAGACCCCUGCUUCUCCCUUUGUGUGACAGCCAGAGGGUUUGGGCUGGGCCUCCUGAGCACCUUGUCAGUCAUCCUUCAUGCAGGGUCCCCUCCAACCCAUCCAGUCUCAAGCCUGGCCAUCACCCCAAUUCCCCCACCCUCAAGCCCAUCCCCUGAGUGUUGAGCACCUACUGUGUGGGCCGGGGUGAGAGCCAGAAGCCUGACAGGCAAGCUCCCUCUCCCAGGGGAGAGACGGACAACAGCUCAGACCCCGUGUCCUGUCCAGCCCACGUGAAUGCUGCGUCCAUCUGUUUCUCACUGGUGACCACCCUCUUCUAAACCGUCGUCCUCUCUCUGGACAUCUGCCACAGCCUCCUCACCGGGCCUCCUGGCUGCUCCCCAGUGUCUGUUCACAUGGGGCCAGGACCGAGGGAGGAAAACAAAAACCCUGUCUCCCCACAACCCUGCAGAGAAACUUCUAGCAGCUCCUGUUGCUCACAGGAUAGGGACUAAACUCCCCCAGCCCAGCCCGCCUCUCCUCAUCCCAGGCUGUUCUUUCUCACACUCUCUGCCACCAGCUAUACUGCCUUUCAGGUCCCUAGUGCACCCCACUGCAGCCCUAAGUGGUGAGGCUAAGGGUCACUUCCUAACUUCUCCAGUGUGGGAGAGGAAGAAAUUCUCCCCUCAAGGUUCUUUUGGCUGGUUUCAUAAUUAAAUCUACAUGAGACAGAAUAAUGAGAAAAUGACCAAAUUUAAUACAUGUACACAUGGGGAACCCCACAUACAUGAGAGAGUCAGAGACCCCACAUGAGAAGUUCCAAGACAGGAAAAAUGAUCUAAGGAUCACUUUGGGCUUCAGCUGGAGGAAGGUCAUUGCAGGAUAAGAAGAGCAGGUGUUCAAUUAGAAGUUUGCCCUGCCCUAUAGAUAGGUCAAAAAAUUUACCUCUGAUAACUUUUUUUAUUACUAUUAGUUUCAGGUGUACAAAACAACAUCUGAUAAUCUGUUAUUAUGGGCAAGUCCCCUAAUUCAAAUUCUUCUAGGUAGUUAAGGGCGGGUGGGACAGAGUUUUCUCAUGAGCCCACAGAUUCUUGGUUGCCUUAAGCUCAAAAUCCACAUACCACAGAGGCACAUCUGGGGUGACUUGUUCUGAACCCCGAACCAGCUUGGCUCAUUACUUCCUCAGGGAAGGUUCCCUCAGCCAGGGCUAGGCCCCUCCCCAUGUUCUAACUUAAAAACUUAAAAGCAGUUCAAUGUGCCAGCCCCUUUACCCCCAGUGAACUCGUCAAAUCCUCCAAUCCUGUAAGGAAGGUACUAGGUCCCCAUUUUACAGAUGAAGAGAUCUGAGGCUUGGAGGAGUGCAGUCACUGGCCUAAGGUCACAUGGCCCGGCAAGUGGCAGGGCCAGGAUUCAAAUCAGGCAGUUAGUACCUCCGCAGACCUAUAGGUAUGCGAUUACGAUUACGUAGACUUCGAGAUCUGAAAGGGGCCUGUGUUAGUCACUGCUGUGUCUCCAGUGCCCAACAAAGGGACUUAGACUAUACAGUGUGGUGUUUCUAACCAGAAGUGAGGAAUACCCCAUCCCAACCCUGACCCCUCCACCUGUACCUCCCCAUCCCAGCUCUUGACACUGGGACACUGUCCUGGCAGCCCGUCGGCAGGGCUUGGCACUAUCUUGGUCACCACUGUGUCCCCUGCCUUGUCUAGCACAGAGCAAGGCACAAGAGGAGCAGUUCAGUGAGCACUCGGAGCCCGCAUCUCUAUCCCAAACUGGUCACUGUCCCGUUACCCCACGCCAAGCUAAUGCUCAGAUUAGUUUUGAGCCCACACACCCCAGAUGCAAAAGAAAAAAAUUCCACGAUGCUGA
This is a messenger RNA of Hipposideros armiger (great roundleaf bat), 3569 nucleotides long. RefSeq names its product actin maturation protease (gene ACTMAP). Bases 643 to 1692 code for a protein of 349 amino acids. The transcript is spliced from 6 exons. Lineage: Eukaryota; Metazoa; Chordata; Mammalia; Chiroptera; Hipposideridae. The record is from RefSeq and is a predicted model, not a curated record.